Molecule: messenger RNA, 1034 nt
Organism: Striga asiatica
Lineage: Eukaryota; Viridiplantae; Streptophyta; Magnoliopsida; Lamiales; Orobanchaceae
Source: the annotation of a GenBank genome assembly
AUGACAUGGGCCUUCUCUUUCUCUCUUUCUUUCGGUGUGUGCUUGCAUCGAAUAAGCCAUCGUCCACUCCAAAUUGUGUUCUUCCCCAAUUUGCCAGCCAAAUCUGAAUCUGACUACACAUUCCAUUGGAUAGACUACGGAACUUUUUAUCGAAAUAAUGGCUGCGGCUCUUCUCUGCAAUCCUACCAUUUCCUCGUCUUUCCAUGGCCGUCGACUGUAAGUUUCUCAAUUCAAGGCAAUUCAGGAAAACCUAAAGCUUGCCGCUUCAGUCAUGGGAGCCCUAGAUGUGCUGUGGAUACGCCAUAUGAAGGUGGAAUUUCAAAGUUCCCUCGGAUAAGGGUAUGGAAUCCUUAUAAGCGGCUGGGUGUAAGUAGUGAUGCAUCAGAGGAAGAAAUUUGGAGUGCUCGGAACUUUUUGUUGACCCAAUAUGCAGGUCACGAGGCAAGUGCAGAAUCAGUAGAAGCAGCUUUCGAGAAACUGCUGAUGAACAGCUUCUGGAAUAGGAAGAAAACAAAGAUUAACUUAAAAACCAAGCUAAAGAAGAAAGUUGAGGAGUCUCCCCCAUGGGUUAAGAAUUUGGUCAGUUUUGUAGAGCUUCCUAUUCCUCCCCAAGCCAUUAUUUUAAGACGGGCUUUCCUGUUUGGUUUAAUGGCUGGCUGGAGUUUAAUGAACUCUGCAGAAGCCGGGCCUGCCUUCCAGGUGGCAUUAUCUCUUGCAGCUUGCAUAUACUUCCUCAAUGAUAAGAGUAAAAGUUUUCCUAGAGCCGCCAUUAUCGGAUUUGGAUCGCUUGUAGUCGGUUGGAUCUGUGGUUCGUUUUUGGUUCCCCUUAUUCCUACAUAUUUGUUGCAGCCCACUUGGACUCUUGAACUCCUUACAUCCCUGGUAGCAUAUGUUUUCAUGUUUUUGGCAUGUACUUUCCUCAAGUGAUACUUACAAACAAAAAAAAAAAAUCACUAUAUUCUAAUGGAUGGUGUAGAAAUUUACAUAAUUUUGUUUGAAUUUUGAUUCAAUAAUAUUUGUUCUGUGUUCCUUUA